AUGAGUUCGACUAAAAAACGCAAAUACAAUGACGAUUAUCUGAAAUACGGUUUUGUUUGCCUAACUAAAAAUGAUGGUGACCAUCCACAGUGCGUUAUCUGUUAUGAAGUUUUGAGCAAUGAUGCAUUAAGGCCCACUCGUCUGGAGAGACAUUUGUUGACAAAACACAGCGAUUUGAAGGACAAACCAAAAGAGUUUUUUGCUUCAAAAUCUGGAAGUUUAAAACGAAUGAAGUUGGACAGUACGGGAUCUUUUGCCGAGUCAAACCAAAAGCUACUUGAAGCUUCUUAUGAGUUAUCGUUUCUCAUCGCCAAAGAAAAAAAAAGCCAUAUUAUUGGAGAAACACUCGUCAAACCAUGUAUGUUAAAAGCAGCUGAGAUCGUUCUUGGACCAGAAAGUAAGCAAAAAUUACAACAAAUUUCACUUUCUGACAACACAGUAAAACGGCGCAUUGACGACAUGGCAGAGGAUAUAAAAAAACAAGUUGUAGACGCCGUGAAACAAUCGCCCUUUUUUACAAUACAAUUAGACGAGAGUACAGAUGUUGCACAAUGCUCUCAGUUGUUGGUUUUCGUACGAUAUAUUCAAAACGAAACAAUUCAAGACGAGAUGUUGUUUUCUACUGAGUUAACUACAACAACAAAAGCAGUUGAUGUGAUGGCUGCAGUCUCUGAAUUCUUCACUGAACAUGAGCUUUUAUGGGAAAAAUUGAUAGGCGUCUGCACAGAUGGCGCUCCUGCAAUGCUUGGCUCACGCUCCGGUUUUGUACAACUUGUUAAGGAAAAACAACCCAAUAUAAUCGCAAUCCACUGUUUUAUACAUCGUCAAGCAUUGGCAGCAAAAACACUACCCAGCGAACUGAAUGACGUGUUGAAACUUUGUAUCAAAGUAGUAAAUUCUAUAAAAAGGAGUGCGUUAAAUACACGACUUUUCACAGCGUUUUGUGAAGAUUUGGGAACUGAACAUAAAACAUUAUUGUUUCACACAGAAGUGCGCUGGCUCUCAAAGGGUAAUAUGCUGACAAGAUUAUUUGAACUUCGCGAUGAAGUAACACUAUUUCUCGAAAACCAAAAAAGCGAAUUAUGCAAUGAAUUCAAAAGUCCCAGUGUCCAAGUAGCGCUGGCUUAUUUGUCAGAUAUAUUUGAUUCAUUGAACUCAUUGAACUUGAAACUUCAAGGCGGAGAUUCAAAUAUAAUUUAUCACAGAGACGCCAUCAAGACUUUUACUGAAAAGUUACAACUUUGGGAUCGCAAAGUAUUAGCAGAGCCAUCUAAUUAUGUACAUUUUCCUAAAUUAUACAGUCUUUCAGAAGAAACGCGUUUUAUGGAUGUUUUUCAAGAUGCUGAAACUAAGAAAAAAAUAUCAAAUCAUUUGCGAUGCCUUACUGACGAGUUCAGUCGUUACUUUCCCAAUUCAUAUGAUGAUGACAUUUAUCGAUUGGCGACGGAUCCAUUCCAUGUUAACGUAGAUACUCUGCCAGAAACACUUCAAGAGGAAGCCUUGGACAUUAAAAAUAGUUCUGCAGCCAAAUACGAUUUUGAAAAAAUGAGUCCAUCAUUAUUUUGGGUGAAAAUUUUUUUAAUUUACCCCAAAAUAGCAAAAAAAGCACUUCAAUUGUAUUUACCCUUCUCAAGUACAUAUUUAUGCGAAAGGGGAUUUUCUGCCGUAGUCGCAAUAAAAACCAAGUACCGAAAUAAACUUGACAUUGGCAGUGAUUUGCGUUGUGCGAUUUCUAUGGUUAAACCGAGAAUUAUAAACCUCGUCAAAUCCAUGCAAGCUCAUCCAUCUCAUGGAAAUAAAUAG
This is a messenger RNA of Diatraea saccharalis (sugarcane borer), 1803 nucleotides long. The record is from the annotation of a GenBank genome assembly. Lineage: Eukaryota; Metazoa; Arthropoda; Insecta; Lepidoptera; Crambidae.